CAUUCCGAGCUUACAAUUUCUCGCUUCUGCGAUUACUCUUGGAAUCUAUCCUCAGCUCUCACCUCGCCUUAUCUCACACAUUUGUAGAGCCAUGGCCGCCUACAAUGGCAAGUACGCAGAGGAGCUGAUCGCCAACGCCAAGAAGAUCGCGACGCCCGGAAAGGGCAUCUUGGCGGCGGACGAGAGCACGGGGACCAUCGGCAAGCGUCUGAGCGCCAUCAACGUCGAGAAUGUGGAGUCGAACCGGCGCGCGCUGCGCGAGCUGCUGUUCACGGCGCCCGGCGCCAUGCAGUACCUCAGCGGCGUGAUCCUGUUCGAGGAGACGCUGUACCAGAAGACGGCGGACGGCAAGCCGUUCGUGGACCUGAUGAACGAGAACGACGUGCUGCCGGGCAUCAAGGUGGACAAGGGCACCGUCGACAUCGCCGGCACCAACGGCGAGACCACCACGCAGGGCCACGACGGUCUCGGCGCGCGCUGCGCCGAGUACUAUAAGGCGGGCGCGCGGUUCGCCAAGUGGCGCGCGGUGCUGAAGAUCGGCGCGAACGAGCCGUCGGAGCUGGCGAUCCAGCUGAACGCGCAGGGCCUGGCGCGGUACGCCAUCAUCUGCCAGGAGAACGGGCUGGUGCCCAUCGUGGAGCCCGAGAUCCUCACCGACGGCUCUCACUCCAUCGAGAAGUGCGCUGAGGUCACCGAGCGCGUGCUGGCUGCGACGUACAAGGCGCUGAGCGAGCAGAAGGUGCUGCUGGAGGGGUCGCUGCUGAAGCCCAACAUGGUGUCGCCCGGCACCGAGGGGCCCAAGGUGGACGAGAAGACCAUCGCUGCGCUGACCGUGCGCGCGCUGCAGCGCACCGUGCCCGCCGCCGUGCCGGGCAUCAUGUUCCUGUCGGGCGGGCAGAGCGAGGAGCAGGCCACCGUGAACCUCAACGCCAUGAACCAGCUCGACACGAAGAAGCCGUGGACGCUCUCUUUCUCGUACGGCCGCGCGCUGCAGAAGAGCACGCUGGCGGCGUGGGCGGGCAAGGAGGAGAACCUCAAGGCCGCGCAAGAAGUGUUCACCGGCCGCGCGCGCGCCAACUCCGAAGCCACCCUCGGCAAGUACGCCGGCGGCGCGGCGUCUGGUGCGGCGACGGAGAGCCUGCACGUCAAGGGCUACGUGUACUAGGUAACUGGGGAUAGCCCCCCCUAUAGGUAGUGCCAUGUUUUCCCUUUUUGGCAUGUCUGAUCUAGCUGCUUAGUGCAUACUUCCCACACAAUCUGGCUCUCCGCCGUCACCGCAAAAUUCACGAAAAACCAACAUCAGAACAUUGUACAUCGAGUGUGCCUCUUAACCCAAGUGUGCAUGUGCCUCUGAUGUUACUGCCAUGCUCCUCCCAGCAAACUGACCUGCAAUUG
Messenger RNA from Closterium sp. NIES-67, 1395 nucleotides. The record is from the annotation of a GenBank genome assembly. NCBI's taxonomy places the organism in Eukaryota, Viridiplantae, Streptophyta, Zygnematophyceae, Desmidiales, Closteriaceae.